UGGUCGUUGUUGUGGUGUAAAUCCGCGUGGCAAAUCGAGCAGUAUUGGUUUUAGUUUAUGGUGCAUCGAUGACUUCAACGACAGGACCGCGGGGGUCCGAGGCGGAGCCACGUGAAGCUGAAGGCAACUGCAUGACGAAGGCGCAGAAGCAGUCAAGAAGAAGCAUUUUCGGCACCGGCAAAUUCCUGGUUAUCAACAAGAGUAUAAACGCACAGAGCUGCACUGAUAGUGGAAAAUCG
Cylicocyclus nassatus is the source of this 239-nucleotide messenger RNA. The record is from the annotation of a GenBank genome assembly. NCBI's taxonomy places the organism in Eukaryota, Metazoa, Nematoda, Chromadorea, Rhabditida, Strongylidae.